Messenger RNA from Arachis stenosperma, 795 nucleotides. Its product is annotated as protein cornichon homolog 1-like. Bases 124 to 573 code for a protein of 149 amino acids. The transcript is spliced from 4 exons. Lineage: Eukaryota; Viridiplantae; Streptophyta; Magnoliopsida; Fabales; Fabaceae. The record is from RefSeq and is a predicted model, not a curated record. Gene Ontology annotation, biological process: vesicle-mediated transport.
CUGCACUAUCUCCCUAAACCCCUCACUUUCCCCACUCCCAAUCUCAAUCUCAAUCUCAAUCUCAAUCCCAUUGCCACUUCUCUCCGCUAAAAUAAAUUAUUAUUAUAAUAAUAAUAACAAUAAAUGGGUGGGAAACUCUUCUUUUGGCUCGUCAUUUGUUUCCCUUCCAGCAUUGCCCUUCUCGCCACAACUUUCUACCAGGUUUUGAUCCUAUCUGACUUGGAAGCUGACUAUAUAAACCCGUUCGACGCGGCGUCUCGGAUUAACUACUUCAUUCUUCCUGAGUACAUAGGACAGGGAGCUCUCUGCGUACUGUGCCUCUUCACUGGACACUGGUUCAUGUUCUUGCUCUCUCUUCCAGUUACUUGCUAUCACAUCAUGCGAUAUGUGAAACGGGAGCAUCUUAUUGAUGUUACUGAAGUGUUUAGAGGACUUAAUGCUGAGAGGAAAUUUCGGCUAGCCAAACUUGUCAUGUACUUAAUACUCCUCAUUGUAGUCAUAUUCAGGCUUACAUUAAUCGGUAUCUACUAUUUAGGCAUCGAAACCGAUGAUGAACCGGGAAGCUUCUGGUAACAUAGAACUUGUGCAAUAUGGCAACCAACAAAAUGUUAGGGGUGUGCCCAUUAUUUGUUGUGGGAUUUUGUGAUUUUUGGUCAAAAGAUCUUGUACCAUUAGGUUUAGAACACAGUAAUUCAGCUGCUCAAAGAAGUAGAAAUCUUGAUCAUUAUUUGAAGAUUGGAUUCUUGUGUAUCCUCAUCUUUUCAUAUGUAUGAAGCAUUUUCUACUUGAAGUAGC